Pocillopora verrucosa is the source of this 1402-nucleotide messenger RNA. RefSeq lists its product as uncharacterized. The record is from RefSeq and is a predicted model, not a curated record. Lineage: Eukaryota; Metazoa; Cnidaria; Anthozoa; Scleractinia; Pocilloporidae.
AUGGCGGACAGUCUAGGUGAAUACAAGCUAUCGAUAAAAGUGCUAUUAGAUGCUGCAGUUAGUCGUCCAAAUCUGCAACAGUUUGUAAUUUCUGAAAUUGUUGGAGUUAUAGGUAAAACUAAAUGUGAUACCAAGAGCUUGAAAAGGAUGCUGCCAUUUUAUAAGCACUUAAACACAGUCGCUGUUAGGUCGUUGGAGUGGAGACUUGCUGCUUGUGGUAUUCUAACUGAAGAGGAUACUGCUCUAUCAGCCAUCUCUCCUUUCAUGGAUAAGAUUUUAUUUCAAUUGGUUACUAGCUCGGCCAUAGAAUGUGCUGAAUACUGCGUUCACGUCUGGUUAGAGAGGGUAGAAGCCCAGCACAAGGAACCCAAAGAAAUGUUAAAACUUGAUUUGCCAAAUCCAGUGGAAUAUUUAAAGAAUGAAGAUUCAGCAGAAUUGAGCCUUGUAUCAUCAGUGACUCUGGCAUCAUUUAGGGAACUAAGUAAAGAGCAGAUACAAAUGCUCCUGUCAGAAUUUCCUCUUCUCCUUGAGAGCAUUCCCAGCCAGUUUUAUAUCAGGCUUUUUGUUGGGUUUUUUGUUUUCUUUGGGCUCCUCAGAUGUUUGUCAAACUCAAGCAAUUUCAGCUGCCUUUCAGAAAUUGGAAAUUGGACAGAUAUGUGGCUACAUUUGCUGACCUCCAGUCUUUUUGGAAAAUUCAAGGCCAAGAGAUCACAAACAAAGAUAUUCCAGACACAAAGAUAUGAUCUGCCAGUCCACCAUAUCCUGUGUGGAUUGAUGAUAUCUACAAGUUCUUUUACAACGAUUAAAUCCCGGCCUUGUACUCAAAGGAAGCUCUUAAAAGGGCUGGAACAAUUGAUAAUGUGUAGUUCUGGAUUUACUUCAACGUGGCUGAACGCAAUAAAGUUAUAUUUUUGAAACACAGAAAUAGUUUGGAACAUAUCGGAAUGAAAGAAAAGAAUCCGGGACCACACGAAAAAAAACAGGAUAAUAUAAAUAAAUAAACUAAUAAAGUUAAGAAGAACAUCCUUACACCGUCAGUCAAUUCACUGUCGAAACGGCCGACUUCGGCCAAAAGGCCAUCGACAGGAUACCGUCAGUUCACCAAAGAAAAAUUUGUUCUUUGGAAUUGAGCAAUAAACGGACACGGUUUUAUCUGCAACGAGAUAUACCUCAUCAAGAGAGUCGGUCAACCACAAAAUUGACCUUGAACUUAACAAUGAGACAAUGGUGAACUAAGUGAAUUCUUGUUCGCGAAAAAGACUUGGCCGCUCGCCAGGUGAUACACUUGACAAAAGUUUAGCAUCGGUCCUUUUAUCGACGACCCAGCUCAAAAUAUACCAUGUUUUCAAUUUCUUUUUGUCUUGUUUCAGGACAAUUACUUUGGAGAUGUAGGAUGCAUAGG